UGAGUGGGUUGACUCCCUCGGAGAUGGAUGUUGAUUCAAAGCCCCUAUCAGGUGAUUCUGAUGGGUGUCCAGAGGGUAAGCAUGCUUCAUCUGAGAGGAAAGUCUCCCCAGAAAAGCUAUAUAGAACAGUCUGGCUGAAGAGCCGUUUCGCCGACACAAUUGUAAAAGCUCAGAAUUCUCUUGACCAGGCUAACAGGGGGGAUCCUGAGAAACUGCAGCGUGAGAGGGAGGAAAUUGAGACGCAGCGAAGGGAAGAGAGAGCAAGGCUUCAAGCAGAAGCUAAGGCUGCUGAAGAUGCUCGUAGACGAGCUGAAGUGGAAGCUGCAGCAGAAGCUAAGCGCAAGAGAGAUCGUGAGAGGGAAGCGGCACGUCAGGCCUUGUUACAGGCAUGUACUUGUUUCUGUUUGGUGAUCUUCUUUCAAUGUCUUUUGACAUUAAUGCAGAUACUUUUGACGUUACUGCAGAUGGAGAAGACAGCGGAGAUCGAUGAUUACCGUCUGGUUCUUAAAGAUCUGGAAAUUCUUACAAGAAUUCCAGCUGGAAGAAUACCCAUGUCCCUCAAUGAGAAGUGCCCAGUUCAUUAUUUUCUGGAUGAUGUAGAAGAUUUCAGAUUUGGAGGGAUUAACCCUAUGGAGCAACCUGGUUCAUUCAUGAAAGUGGAUGAUGAAGAAGAGGAAGAGGGUAAAACUAAAAGGGCUCCUCCGAGUGAUGUUGAGGAAGGAGAGAUCGUAUGACACUAUGUACCUUUGCAUGGCUUUGGUUUUGCUCUUGGUUUAAAAGCACAUGGUGCUGCAGGAGCCUCAUGAAAUGUACAUAGACAGGGUUGAAUGCAGUUGGUGUCCAUA
Messenger RNA from Musa acuminata AAA Group (dessert banana), 845 nucleotides. RefSeq names its product transcription factor GTE9-like. NCBI's taxonomy places the organism in Eukaryota, Viridiplantae, Streptophyta, Magnoliopsida, Zingiberales, Musaceae. The record is from RefSeq and is a predicted model, not a curated record. The transcript has 3 exons. The coding region runs from base 24 to 734 and encodes 236 amino acids.